GAGCGACAGGUCUCGGGCCCUCAGGCGGAGCGGCGGGUGCCGGACCCCCAGGUGGAGCGACAGGUCUCGGGCCCUCAGGCGGGGCGGCGGGCGCCGGACCCCCAGGUGGAGCGACAGGUCUCGGGCCCUCAGGCGGAGCGGAGGGCGCCGGUCACCAGGCCGACAGUGGAGCGACAGAGUCAACUGGGCCGCUGGCAGGGUCGACAUUGGAUCGUCUGGCUGGACGCGGGCAUCGGGUCACCAGGCAUCAGGUCAUUUGCUCGACAGCUGGCACCGGGCGUCAUCAGGCAAGGCAGUGGGCUCCGAGUCAACUGGCAUGACCGGGGCACCCCCAGGUGGGCGACAGGAAUC
Molecule: messenger RNA, 351 nt
Organism: Staurois parvus
Lineage: Eukaryota; Metazoa; Chordata; Amphibia; Anura; Ranidae
Source: the annotation of a GenBank genome assembly